Messenger RNA from Suillus subalutaceus, 1155 nucleotides. RefSeq lists its product as uncharacterized. The record is from RefSeq and is a predicted model, not a curated record. The transcript is spliced from 2 exons. NCBI's taxonomy places the organism in Eukaryota, Fungi, Basidiomycota, Agaricomycetes, Boletales, Suillaceae. Bases 210 to 677 code for a protein of 155 amino acids.
CUUUCUUCUACACCGGUUUUUUCUAGCACCUUCAAUCGCGAAAAACGGCCAUACCACCUCUCCGUUUCUUCCAGCUGGGAAAUGUUCAGUGCACCGAGUCCACAUAGUAGACCAUCGACCUUCGGGGUGUCCUGAAAGAAGGGAUUCUAGUGACAACCUUACCUUGUGCCUCGUUGCACCUUUUGUUGACUAGGAAUGUCGUCAUCUAAAUGUUGUGGAGCUGGCUAAUGUCUUUAGAGAACAGUGGAAUAUGUCCUGUCUGUUCAUGUUCCCUGAAGAUCGAGGAUGCACGGCCCAGAGUGAACGAAUCACUGGCAAAUCACACGGUCGGAUCUUUAUCUGUCCAUACGAGCGCGUCCAUGAGAGGCGUUGGGUCGAGCCUAUGCAAACGUCGCUUGUUUCGUCGCAGGCAAUAUCUUCAGGACCGUUGUUGUUCCCGCCUCUUCGUACUUAUUCAAUGCAUCCUUCUAGUUCCUGCUGCAACUCCUUCCUCAACUCGUUGGCAACCUCAACCUACAUUUCAAACGUGUUCGCGAGUCAGCAAGUUACCAGUUAGCCAACGCCUUUUGGCUGGCGCACUGGCCAGUGUCCCUAGCUCUGACCUACUCAUUAAUGAAGAAACACUUGGUCCGGUCUCUGUUUUUCAGGAAUGCGUUACGCUUCCAUUACCGAGUUGAUCAUAAACUAUGAUAAGGAUAUUGAAAGCCUGAUACGUCGGUGACCCGAUUGUAUCGCGGUUUAUCGUGACCUUGACAUCUCUUUGUUGCACCAGGACCGCUACAACAACAAGAAGUGGGCGCUGUGUAUGGAGCACCAUAUACCUUCUGUCAAGUGUUGAAGGACUCGCCGCAAGAAUGUCAAACUCGGGUUCGCCUUCUGAUUAAGUGCAUAAAUUGGCUAUUGGGUGUUUCGAUGGUUGUGGACAUCUCGCGAUAGGUCUGGCAUGGGAGAAGGUACUUGCAACUAUGCUAUAUGAAACGGCGGUACGUUGAUCCCGCCCAUUCUCAGUCAUGAUCUAGCUUCCUUUUGACGAACACUUUCGGUAUACCAGAUUGGCGAAUUGAUAUACACUGAAUAAUUUCCUUUGGACUGUGGUCUCAUCCUGUUAUGCGGCGGGCGGGAUAUAGUGUUCAUCGUCGAGUGCCCCGAACUUAU